UAAUGUUUGGAAAUGUUGAAUUGUUAAAGCGAAAAAUGACCUGGUUCAUCAAAGUCUACUUCCGAUGAAAAGUGAUUGGCCCAAAGAAAGGAGCCAUAUUUGAAAGAGUUUUGUGUAUUUUGAUGUAGGUCGAGAAAAUGUCUUCAGAGAAGAAACAGACAAGAGUAAAAGUUAUUGUUAGAGUUCGACCAACACUGAAGGAUGGUGUGAAAACAUGUGUUAAUACGAACAACAAACCAAACACAGUACAAAUAUUGAAUCAUAGAAACAUCAGAGAAAAUCUCAUGUAUGAUUUUAGUGCUGUAUAUGAUGAGACAUGUAGUCAACAACACAUCUAUAAUAAUAGUAUCAAAUCUAUGAUUAGUAAAUCGUUAAAUGGACAGAAUGUCUCCAUAUUUGCAUAUGGACCAACUGGAGCAGGGAAGACACAUACUAUGUUGGGUAGUGGUACAGAUCCUGGUAUGAUACCAAGAGUUAUCAAUGAUUUGUUAUUAACUAUAGAGAAUGAACAAAACACAGUUAAUGAUAAACCACAGAAAGAUAGAUGGCAAUAUACAGUUACUUUCUCUUAUCUUGAAAUUUAUAAUGAAAAGGUACAAGAUUUAUUAGAACCAGCAUCUGUAGACUUGCCUAUCAGAGAAGAUGGUGAUCAUAAUAUAUUUGUAGCAGGUUUGGCAGAAAAAGGGAUCACUAGCUUUGAAGAAUUUAAAAACUAUUUUGGUCCUGCUUCAAACAACAGGACUGUAGCUGCUACUAAAUUGAAUGAUAGAUCAAGCAGAAGUCAUAGCAUUCUUAUGUUAAAAGUAAAAAAGAACGCCAUGUUUCCACCUAAUAGAGAAUUUCAGGGUAAAAUAUAUUUGAUAGAUUUAGCUGGCUCUGAAGAUAAUCGUCGAACUGGUAAUCAAGGAAUAAGAUUAAAAGAGAGUGGAGCUAUUAAUAAAUCAUUGUUUGUAUUGGGAGAAGUUGUAGAUGCUAUUAAUAAUAAUCAGCCAAGAAUACCUUACAGAAACAGUAAAUUAACAAGACUUUUACAGGAUUCUAUUGGCGGUUCAUGUCAUUCUAUAAUGAUAACUAACAUAGCACCUGAAGAACAUUAUUACUAUGAUACAUACUGUACAUUAAACUUUGCUAGUAAGAGUAAAAAGAUAGUCAACACCAAUACAACUUGUUUAAAACAACAAACAUCAACAUCGUCAUUAUCAGGAAACACGAGCACCAGUGGAGAAACAGCUCAAACAACUCAUAAUUUCUUAAAGAGAAACAAUUCCAGUAAAUUAUUAAAUGAAAAUGCCAAAAAACCCAGAUUAUCUCCCAGUCCUUUAAUAUCUGCUGAAGCCCCAGUUUCUACAGAUCCAGCUCCAUUGCUCAGUCCAUUAAUGAGAAGACAGAAUAACCUAGAGAACAUAGUUAACCUUCGACUGCAGGAAAUGGAACAAAAUAUACUACAGAAAAUAACACAAAACAACAUAUCCACCAACAGCGACACAGCCAUGACCGAAAUACAGCGCCAGUUGAUUCUCUGUAGGGAAGAAUUACAGAAAAUGAAAGAGGAAAAACAUUUGCUGGAGAAACCAAAUAAAGAAGCCAAUCGAAAAGUGGGGAAAAAGCUAAAUUCUAAAAGCAUUAGCAGCAAAGAUUUGAAGAAGUCCCUGCCUGAAGAGAAUGAGAAUAACGUAGAAAAAGUGAGCCAAAAAUCCAAGAAAAGUGAAAAGAUCAUAUCACAGCCGAACGUUGUUGAAAAGGAAAGAAAAGGCCUGCAAGAUAAAACAAAUCAAAAUAUAGUUGUCAUCACAAAGAAGGAGAAAAUAAUCAAAAAGAAAGAGAAGUUAGCGGAGGUGUCCUUUAGUCCUUUAUUUGCUUCAGUUCCUAGAAUAUUUAAAAAAGGAUUCCGUUCUACAGCUUGUAAGAAGAUAUUUGAAGAUGAUGAAGAUGAUGAUUUUCAAGAAAAUGAAACACCAUUAAACAGUGAAGUACAACACCAACACAAUACUGAUUUUUUGAACAUUCUCAACACGUCAUCCAUUAAAGACUUACAGCAAUUACACACUGUCGGUAAUAAACGAGCUCGACUUAUAUUUGAAUGGAGGCAGCUUCAUGGAGAAUUUGAGAGUGUUGAUGGGCUGAAGAAUAUACCUACAUUAACAGAUAAAUACAUCAAAAAUUUACUACAUAGCAAUAUGGUGACAACAUAGAUCUGUUUUUAAUCAUAAAUGGCAUUGUAUAUAUUCAUAAUUUUAUCAUAUUGCAAAAGAUCAAUUUUGAAUGUUUUGUAAUUAUAAGCAAUAGCUACUGAUAUUAUUAAUCACAUGUAUGUUUUUUUAUUCAAACAUUGAUAGUUGAUCAGUAUUUAAAAAGACUGAACGAGUAAAAUUUUUUUUACUUUUAUUCAUAAGUAAUUUCAAAGCAUUUCAUAUUGCUAGCAAUAAUACAUGUAUCUAUUUUAUCAUUUGGCCAGCUUUAAAUUAACAUAUUUAUUGCCCAGUUCAAGGGCCUUGAAACUUGAGCACAUUUAUUUCUGUAAUAUAGAAUGUCCCUAAAAUGAAUUGGAUAAUGGUCGGUGAUAGUUAUUAUUUCAUGAAGAAUAUCAUUCUCCCAUCCCAUUAAAUGUGUAUUCCAAUACAUUUCACAUUGCUUAUUCAUAAUGUACAGAAUAAUCUGUUUGACAAGACUUUAUCCAAUGUAUAUAAUUGUAUAUAUAAAUCUUUUUUUAUAUUCACUAAUGAAAUUAGCAUGUAUUGACAAAUUUUCUUAAAACAAAAUUAAAAAAAAGAUUGUAGUUUUUUUCACUAACCUGGAUAUUAUUUAAUCUUGUGUAUUUAGCACUCAUUUCUUUCACAUUCGUUUAAUAUCAAAUCUUUGUUUAAGAAUUUAUUUAACAUCACACCAAAUCAUCUAAUUUGAAUGUGUGUCCAGUUUAAAGCGGACUGAUUAAUUUUGAUAAUGAGUAUCCAAUUUACAAGUGUUGAAUUUCCUGACCACUGUUCAAAAAUUAACCGUUAUACAUCAAUAAUCAAUUGGGUUGGGUUUUUUAACAGUGAUCGAGAAAUUAAACACUUGAAAAUUGGACACUCAUUAUCAAAAUUGAAUGGUCAGAUUUACACGGGACACCAGUACAAGUUUUUGACGACUUUAAACGAUCUUUUUGAGUUUUUAAUCAAAGAUUUGAUAUUGAAUGAAUGUGAAAGAAAUUAGUGCUAAAUACACAAGAUUAUAUGAUACCCGGAUUACAGUGUGUGUAGUUGUUAGAUUUAGAUUGUUGUUGAUAUUAUUAUAUUUUUAUAAAAUUUACAUCUCGACCACAUCUGUUUUUAAUUAAAUACAUCAGUAUUUUUAUUUUUAAUACUUUUCUUUUUAAGGCGAGGUUAAAUAACUAAAAAAAAUUACUAUUUUAAUGUAAGGACAACUGUCAUUAUUUACUUAAAUGUAAAAGAGUAUAAAAAGGCCGUCAUAGACCAAAAUGUACUUUAAAUUGUAUUAUCUUAAACUCUGUACAUUAAGUUACCUUUAUGUAAGUUCAUUUUAUUAUACGCAUAUGUGGUCAUAUAUUGCCACAAGCAAUUGUAGACGCCCUAGAGGCUUAAGUUAAUAUUGGAUUGGCUUUAAAUUUAUACACAGUGUGUAAAGUCGAAACGAAGAAGCCUAUUGAUUCUCAACAAUUUCUGAUAUACGACAACCCUUGUUGACUCCACUGACGACUUGGCUACUGUGGGCAAAUGUUUUAUUGCCUAGCAACCGAUCUUGUAUGGUAUAAUUGCUCAUGUCCUUUAUUUAUUUUGUUUUAAACAAAUUUUAACUGAAUAAUGUACAUUAUGUAAUAAAUUCUUCAAAAUA
Messenger RNA from Patella vulgata (common limpet), 3831 nucleotides. RefSeq names its product kinesin-like protein KIF22. The record is from RefSeq and is a predicted model, not a curated record. The transcript is spliced from 16 exons. Gene Ontology annotation, biological process: microtubule-based movement; mitotic spindle organization. Gene Ontology annotation, molecular function: microtubule motor activity; microtubule binding; ATP binding. Lineage: Eukaryota; Metazoa; Mollusca; Gastropoda; Patellidae. Bases 138 to 2192 code for a protein of 684 amino acids.